AAUGUUUACUGUAAAACCAACUGAAAAAAUGACAACAACUUUACUUCUUGAUACAACUAAGACAAGUCCAGUAGUUGAUACUACUAUUCCAACAACAACCGUGCAAACUUCAACAAGUCAUAUAGAAACGUGGUCAUUCGAAAAAGAAUUGGAUGAUACUUCAAUAAUAUCUGGAAAUAGUUUCUAUUCAACUUUAAAAUGGAAGAGGAUGACAAUUGGUAUAAAGGUUAAUGAAAAGUAUCUGCCGGUUCUACGUUAUCCUUAUCUUAAUGACUUUUGGAACUUAAUAAGAAUUAAUAAUUUGCCUAAAGAAUUUCAAUUUGUCUUUACGGUGCAAAAGACUUUUAAUUCUAAUAUUAAAGUAAAUAUUGGUAUUGAUCAAGUUCAAUUUCAUUCAAAAGGCUUUUGUAAUGGAGCAUCUAAUGAUAUGCAAGAAUUGAAUAAUAUUAAUUGCAAUUUCAAGUUGAACACUUGUGGAUAUUAUACGCAGUUUUCAUAUAAACUUACAGCCGGCCUUACUUGGCAUAGAGAUAUUUACAGAGGUCAAUAUGUACUAGCUGCUUAUCCUUUAUAUACGACUCAUGAAUCUCUUGAAACUAAAUUAUAUUCACCUAAAUUUAAAUUACAUAAAGAUAAUUGCCUAAGAAUCUCUGGUACAAGAAUAAAAGGGGCAACUAUAAUACUGAAUAUUAAUAUGUACAAUCCAAAUGGAAUUUCAGCGCCUUUGAAAAAUAUCGUUUUUAAUAAACAUACACCAGAUACAGUUGGUUAUAUAGAAAUACCAAAGAUUUACGUUCAAUUUAGCAUUUCACCAUUGAAAAGUGAUGACAAACCUAGUUUGUUAUUCAUUAUUUCUAUAUCUUUAUUAAAUGAUUCUUGUCCUGUUAAGCGCAAUGAUGCAACUUUUGAAAAGAAGUUAUGCUCUUUUGAUAAAGAUAUAUAUACUGAAGCUUAUUUACUUGCCAAUGCUCAGGAUGGAGUGCAUUCGAAUGACGUAGCUAUUGUCGAGUCUCCUUUAAUAAGUGAUACAGGAUAUACUUGCUUGUAUUACUCUUAUACGAUAUCAGCAGUUCAUAAUACAAUAAUAGCAAUCUCUGUAAAUAUCUUAGAUAGUAAUAAUACAUUUAGAACACUUUCAUCGGUUGAAAAGGCUACUAAUUCCGCAUGGUAUACCAAAAGAACGGAUAUUUUCUCAGAUAUAUCUUACAAGAUAAUUAUAAAAGCGGCAAUUUUAUCUAAAGGAAGAUACGCACAUAUUAGAAUAGAUAAUAUUGGUACAAGCAGAUCAAGAUGCUACAAAGAUGAAUAUUAUAAAGUUUCCCCGACUUGUGACUUCAACAAAGAUCUUUGCGGCUACGAAUUAGCCAACAAGUUAGAAAGCUCUUUUGAAUGGGAUCGCUCAAAAUUAAAUACAACAACUGAUAACAUAGCAUUAAGAGUUGUCCAAUCAGAAUAUACUUCAGGAGAUGUUGCAACAUUAAUAUCACCAGAAAUAGGAAUAAAAAAUUCAAAUAAAUGCGUCUACUUUGAUACAUAUUUCAUCAAUGAAAAGUACAUUGUUUCUAAUGAAACCUUUUUAAGAGUUUAUCAACUUUUAGAUGACAAUAGGAAUCGAGAAAAUAUAUUAAAUAUUUCAAGAAACACUUGCUACAAACGUUAUUAUAUAAAUUUAACGAAACACGUCUCAAAGAUUAUUUUUGAAGCUACAUCAGUGUCUAAAAAUGAGGAAACUUUCUUUAUCGAUAAUAUUUUGUUCAAAACUGGUAAUUGCGUUGAAGAAAAUGAAGCUAUGUGCACCUUUGAAAAUGGUAUAUGUUAUGAAUAUUCUGUUAAAACAACUCAUAAUGAUAACUGGAUAUGGAAGAUUGAAGAUGAAAGUGACUUUCUCGGAUUUCAAUUACUAAAAUGUAACAAGAUAAUAUCUGUAAGAGACAAUUCCGCUAGUAUCAAUUCAGCUACAACAUUGACAACAAGCUAUAUUAAUGCAACGAAAAAUCAUUGCAUAUCUUUCAAUUUUCAUGGAGGAAGGUAUCAAAGACCGUUGAUGGUUUAUAUAGAAGUUGAAAAUGGAAUAGUUUCAUGUUCGUAUAGAGUGAGACAGUUAGAUAAAAUUUGGAAAGUUGGAUAUAUUCUGGAUCUACCUCAAACUAAUGCAUUUAGGAUUCACUUUAAAGCUGUUAAAGGAGGAUUUAAAGACGAAAUUUUUGCUAUCGAUGAUCUGAAAUUUGCCGAUAAAGAAGUUUGCCAAAACUUUACAAACAAUCAUAUGAAUAGUAUUGAUUGUAGAUUCCAGAAUGAUAUGUGCGGAUAUUCUACAAACGAAGCACUUUAUCAAGGAUUUUCUUGGUUUAAAUAUGCUAUAGGCGAAAACCAUCACCUCAGAAUUCAAGGCUAUAAUAAUGAUACUACAGAUCAAAUUGCUAGAUUAAUCUCUCCGAAAAUGAUUAAUCCUAUAUCAAAGGGUAAAUGUUUGUACCUUAACCUUAAGAAUAAAUACAAGCAUAGCGAAGUCUUUAUUAAAACAUACUUUAAAUUUAUUAAUGAAACAUUUUGGAGUAUUCCUGAACAAAAGUAUAAAGAUUCAUGCAAUUUUAAUAGUAUCAUCUAUUACCAUAUUGACAAACCUGUCGUACAAGUCAUGUUGGAGAUUAAAUCUUUAGAUAUUAAAAAUAAUAUCAUUACAUUAAAUACCAUCAAUGUAGAAUAUUGCAACGGUAACGGAAACUAUUCCGACAAUCGAAAUUGCGAAGAAGAUAGUUUGAAAGAUAAACUUACAUUAGGAAGUAAUAAAAUUCAAUCGAGUGAUUUAUCUUGGCAGGUAUCUUUGGAACUCCAAGAUUAUGAGUCGUUCAGUCAAAAAUGUAGUGGUACAAUUGUUCAUAAUAGAUAUAUUUUAACGCCGGCCAAAUGUAUUAGCAGAAAUACCGAUAGAAUAAUCAUUAGAUUUGCAAAAUCAAGCAUUCCUGUUGAGGUUAUCCACAAGAAAGAUAUAGUAUUUUAUGCUUCUAAAUAUGAAUUUCUUAAUGUUGCUAUAAUAAGGUUACCGAGAUCUUUAAUAGCAAACUUUCCAAUAAAUCCUAUUUGCCUACCAAAAACUACUGUCUUACUGAAUGAAAGCUCUCAGUGUUUUCACGUGGAAUUGAUGAACAAUGGAACGAAUUUGAUCAAUUGGAGAAAAGUCAUUGAGCGAAAUGAAUGUAAUAGAGUAAUGGGUAAUACUACCGACAGACCAAAUUUUGUUUGUGCCUCUUCAAAGAAUCCUUCUAAUAAAACUACGGAAAGUUAUUGUAAAGUCAAAGGCUUUGGAGAUCCUUUAAUUUGUUUGAUAAAUGAUAAAUGGUUACUUUUUGGCAUAAAAAAUUGGAUUCCAUCAAUAUGUGAAUGGGAUUUUAAUGUUUACUCUCAUAUUUCAAGCAAUCUAGAAUGGAUAAAUCGCUCUAUUGACAGAGAUUUAAAAUGUACCGAAAGCUGUGUUAUUCCUAAAGAUUUCUUAUUGUUUUGCGACUUUGACGAUUCUAUCUGUGGAUUUGUGGUGAAGAGCUACCCUAAUAAUGAUAUUGUCAAAUGGACAAGAUCCGUAACUCAAGCUGAAGACAAUUGUCCUGAAAGUUUCUUAAUGGCUCAAGUACUAAAAGUGAGCGCUCAGAGUGUUGCUCUAGCUGAACUACCAGUUGUUGACCUUAUAGGAGAUCUAUGCUUAAUUUUUAAGUAUAAGAUUAAGCAGUUGGUCGACUCAACAGUAUCCUUAUCAGUUUAUAUCAAAUUUGACGAAAAUGAACCAAUUCCUUUAAUAUUUUUUGAUAAGAAUACCAAUAAUCUUUGGAAGAAAAGCGAGAUUAGGAUUAAUAAUAAUUCGAAAUUUAAGAUAAUCUUCAAAGCAUCAUUAAAUUAUGAAAAUACUAAUUAUAUCUUAUUAGAUAAAGUUGGAAUAAGAGAAGGAAUAUGUCCAAAUUCUCCAUUAACUAGUACAGAUAAUUCUAUUGACUGUGAAUUCCAAAAUGGAAUGUGCGGUUAUAGUUUGAAAAACAAUUUAAAAAGUCCAUUUGAAUGGCAAUAUGUGAAAAUUUCUACAGAAUUGAACAAAUAUGGUUUAAAGUUAACUUCUUUCACAGGACAUUCUGAAUCUGUGACAGAAAUUUUAUCAUCACUAAUUCAACCAUCUCAAAAUGAAAAAUGUCUCUCUAUUAAUAUUUAUGGAAAAAAUCGAUUAUCUUACUUAAAAAAUAUUAUUCAUGAAUUAUACGUAAAAGAAAAUGAUAAGAUAAGAAAAUAUAGAAAUUUAUGUAAUUGGGAUGUAAAAAUGUCAAUUGGUGGAAAUGUUACCCAGAUAAUACUCAAGGCAAAGUUAAAGUCAAAUUAUUUUAGAGAAGAUAUUUUUAUUGAUAAUAUUAAGAUAAGAAAUGUUCCUUAUCAUUUAUUUUGUACUUUUGAACAAGACUUAUGUAAUUAUACCAUCGUUCAAUAUAAUGUUGGAGAAAGUAAGAAAUUCGUCUGGGAAAUAAAGGAAAUUGAAGAGUGUUCAAGAGGAAAUAAAGUUUUAGCUCCAAGAUCCUUUGUAGGAUCUCGUGGCGAUACUACAACAGCAACUACACCAAUUGUUAACAAUGAUAGAAACUUAUGCUUAUUUUAUAAAUAUCAAUUGACUUCCUACUACUCUAAAAUCUCUUUGACAGUCUAUGUUAAAGAAGAGAAUGGUAAGAUAACUCCCCUUAACUUUCAUGUUGAAAAUACUGCUCCAAAUUGGAAAGCUGGCGAAACCUAUUUACCAAGUGGAAACAUAAGUAUUAUAUUCAAAUCGAUUCUAUACGCACAAUACGGCAGUAAUGUAAUGAUAGAUGAUAUUGAAUUUAGGUCUUGUAACCUUAUUAGGCCAAAUGAGAAAAAUGAUUCACUAUCCUGCGAUUUUAAUAAUGGAAUGUGUGGCUAUGAAUUUGAAGUAGAUUUUUCAAGUUCAAUCGAAUGGCAUUUAGUUGAAACUCAAAAAAAGAAUUCUGUAAUACGUUUAAUAAAUGUCUAUAAUUCUAAAAAGAAACAAAUUAGACUAUUUUCACCAAAAAUUCAACCAUCUAGAGAGGAGAGAUGUCUUUUCUUUCAAAUGCAUCAUAUCGUUGAAAAUGAUCAACAGUUUUCUCCAUUUUUCGUUGUAUACGUUUAUCAAAGAACAAGCGAAGAGGAGAAUUUGAAAUUUUUUUCAGAAAUCCAAUCGAAUAAAGGAUGCAAUCAUUUUAUUCAACUGAGAGAAAAUGUCGUCCAAUUUUCAUUUGAAGUUCAAGGACAAUUGUUAAAAGAGGAAAUUACACUUCAUCUAGACAAUUUUAAUUUAAUCUAUUCAAAAUGCCCAAAUGAUUUAACGAAUGAUUUGCAUUACUGCGAUUUUUCAAGUGAUAAUUGUAACAAUUCGUAUAUGAUGGUUGAUUCUGUUGAUGGAUAUCCGAAUGAGGUUACAGUAUUAAGGUCGCCUUUAAUAAACAAAGUCGAAGAAGCUUGUCUUAUAUUUGAUUAUAAAAUGCCUAAUAAACUACAAGGAUCAACUUUAUCGGUAUAUAUUCAAUACGAAAAUAAAGAAUUAGAUUAUAUUAUAUCAUAUAAUCACUUUACAAACGAUGAUUGGAUAAAAGAAAGAUUAAUAUUAAAACCUAAGCGAAUAUAUCAAGUUUUGUUUAAAGUUAUUCAAUUUCAACUAUUUUCCGGUAAUAUCUAUAUUGAUAAUAUAAUUAUAUCAAAAUCGGAAUGUCACAAUCCUUCAAAUUUUGGAUACGAUAGUAAAAAUAUUAUAUAA
Dimorphilus gyrociliatus is the source of this 5779-nucleotide messenger RNA. NCBI's taxonomy places the organism in Eukaryota, Metazoa, Annelida, Polychaeta, Dinophilidae. The record is from the annotation of a GenBank genome assembly.